CCUCGCCGGCCAUGAGGCCCAGCCGGCGCCCGAGCGCGGCUCCGCGUCGCGGCUGCUGAAGCGCCGCCUCGCCGAGCCGCCGCCACCACCAUCGCCCGCUCCGCCAUCCCCUCCCCGCCCGGCUGCGGAUCCCCCCUUCGCUCCCCUCCCUCCUCGCGGCCGCCGCCGCCGCCAUGUUGGGCCGCGAGCCGCAGCGGGGCCGCCACUGAGCCCCCGGAGCUGCCCGGCGCGGGAGGAGGCGGCGGAGGAGGAGCGCGGGGCCCGGCCGGCCGCCGCAGCCAUGGCGGAGCAGACGUACUCGUGGGCGUAUUCCCUCGUGGACUCCAGUCAAGUUUCUACUUUCCUGAUUUCCAUUCUCCUCAUAGUCUAUGGUAGUUUCAGGUCUCUCAACAUGGACUUUGAGAAUCAAGACAAAGAGAAGGACAACAGCAGCACGGCUGGGUCUUUUAACGGCAACAGCACCAAUAACAGUAAGGGUAUUCAAACCAUCGAUUCCACGCAGGCGUUGUUCCUGCCCAUCGGAGCGUCUGUGUCUCUCCUUGUUAUGUUCUUCUUCUUCGACUCAGUUCAAGUUGUCUUCACAAUCUGCACAGCAGUCCUUGCAACAAUAGCUUUUGCUUUCCUUUUGCUCCCGAUGUGCCAGUACUUAACAAGGCCUUGUUCGCCUCAAAACAAGAUUUCCUUUGGCUGCUGCGGGCGUUUCACUGCUGCUGAGUUGCUUUCCUUUUCACUGUCUGUGAUGCUUGUGCUCAUCUGGGUCCUAACUGGCCACUGGCUCCUCAUGGAUGCUCUGGCUAUGGGCCUGUGUGUUGCAAUGAUAGCCUUUGUCCGGCUCCCGAGCCUGAAGGUUUCCUGCUUGCUGCUCUCUGGGUUACUAAUUUAUGAUGUCUUUUGGGUCUUCUUUUCUGCAUACAUCUUUAACAGCAAUGUGAUGGUGAAAGUGGCCACACAACCUGCUGAUAAUCCCCUCGACGUUUUAUCCCGGAAACUUCACCUGGGACCAAACGUGGGCAGAGAUGUUCCCCGUCUGUCGCUGCCUGGCAAACUUGUAUUUCCAAGUUCCACGGGCAGCCACUUCUCUAUGCUGGGGAUUGGAGAUAUUGUGAUGCCAGGUCUUCUGCUCUGCUUCGUCCUGCGCUACGAUAACUACAAAAAACAAGCCAACAGCGAUUCCUGUGGUGCCCCAGGACCAGGGAACAUCUCUGGACGUAUGCAGAAGGUCUCUUACUUUCACUGCACACUCAUUGGAUAUUUUGUAGGCCUAUUAACUGCAACAGUAGCCUCUCGUAUUCACCGGGCAGCCCAGCCUGCCCUCCUGUAUUUGGUACCUUUCACCUUAUUGCCGCUCCUCACCAUGGCAUAUUUAAAGGGCGAUCUACGCCGCAUGUGGUCUGAGCCUUUCCACUCUAAGUCCAGCAGCUCCCGUUUCCUGGAAGUAUGAUGGAGCAGUGACCUGAACUUCUGCACUGGUCCCUUUCACUUUAUCUUGUGGCUUUGUCAUCUCCUGAAGCUGGACUGGCUGCCAGGUACUUGGGAAGGUACCAACUACAGGACUUGUAUGAAAGAAUUGAAAGGAAGGGAAGGAAAAAAGCUAAGGUGUUCCGGAGCUCCGUCUCAUCGCCCCGCAGAUGUGGAACUGGGGACCCUUCGUGCAACUGCAGCCACUUUCCUCUUUUCCUCACUCUGAUGGAUCAGUAGCAGACUGUUACCUACGUGAGAGAGGAAGAGACAGACUUGAAACUGAAAACGGCUUGAAGUCGUUCAAAAACUCGUGAACACUAAGAGAAAAAAAACAGUUAGGCAAACUGAAGCUUCUUCAGCGAACCCUCAUAUGCAUUGGGACCAGUUUCCUGUCGGACUUCAGUUUUGAAAAGAACUGAGACAGAAGGUCUUCUGUCACAAUAUUGGGGUUUUUGUUUUGGUUUGUUUUUGGUUUUUGUUUUUUUUUUGAUUUAUUAAAUAUUUCCUGUGGUGUGAGGUUACUUAUUAAAUCCACAGACAUUGAGUGACUUCUUGCAGUAUACAUAUAAAGAUUUGUUGUAACAAGUUACAUUUCCACGCAGAUGUCAUGUUGCAGUGAAAAAGGGCACGAUUUUUAUACAUAUAUAUAUACACACACAUAUAGAUAUAUAUAUGAAUAAACAAAAAGGAAAACCUGCUAAGAUCAUGCUAUGUAGCAGACAGGGGCUUGCUGUAAUUUUUAGCAUGUAGAGCAGUUUACUCUGGCUUUCUUGUAUAUGAAUCUACAAUGAGCUGCUGUUUUUCUCCCCCGUCCUGAAACCAAACCUGCAGUUUGACAACAUGUAGUCUUUGUACCGACUGUACUCAUGGACUUCAGGGGAUAUUUGAUUUUGAUCAAUGUAGCAAACUAGGGAAGCAAAACGUUGAAACCUGACCCUGUUUGUUUCAGGGGGGAGGGAUGGGAAGGGUGUCUUUUUUUUUUCUUCCUUUUUUACAAACAGCUCCCUUGCAGGUUUUUAGUAGUUCCUUCCUGACCCGGUGCAUGUAUUAUAGCAGCAAUUGUCUUUGUGCUUUCUGAUCAUAGUAAUGUAUCACUUGUAAAUACAUUUUUUCUAUUUUCUA
This is a messenger RNA of Tympanuchus pallidicinctus (lesser prairie-chicken), 2583 nucleotides long. It is a transcript of the gene SPPL3, whose product is annotated as signal peptide peptidase like 3. The coding region runs from base 281 to 1441 and encodes 386 amino acids. Gene Ontology annotation, cellular component: Golgi-associated vesicle membrane; lumenal side of endoplasmic reticulum membrane; cytoplasmic side of endoplasmic reticulum membrane. Lineage: Eukaryota; Metazoa; Chordata; Aves; Galliformes; Phasianidae. Gene Ontology annotation, molecular function: aspartic endopeptidase activity, intramembrane cleaving. Gene Ontology annotation, biological process: membrane protein proteolysis. The transcript has 11 exons. The record is from RefSeq and is a predicted model, not a curated record.